This is a messenger RNA of Leishmania mexicana MHOM/GT/2001/U1103, 2307 nucleotides long. RefSeq lists its product as hypothetical. Gene Ontology annotation, biological process: protein refolding; cellular response to unfolded protein. The record is from RefSeq and is a predicted model, not a curated record. Bases 1 to 2307 code for a protein of 768 amino acids. The transcript has a single exon. Gene Ontology annotation, molecular function: ATP binding; ATP-dependent protein folding chaperone; ATP hydrolysis activity. Gene Ontology annotation, cellular component: cytoplasm. NCBI's taxonomy places the organism in Eukaryota, Euglenozoa, Kinetoplastea, Trypanosomatida, Trypanosomatidae.
AUGUAUGCCGUCAGCGUUUCACUCGGCGCGUCGAGUAGCUACGUCGCCGUCGCACCAGUGAGCAGCACCACCGGCACGGCUGCGGUGUCCGACGCAGCUCCCAUCAAGGUUAUUUCCAACUCCAGUGGCCAUCGCAAUACCCCUGUCGUGGCGGCGUUGACAGAGCAGGAGUUGCUCUUUGGUGACAACGCGCUCCACCAGUACUCGCGCCAGCCUCAGAAAGUGGUGCCUUACCUGUUCACCUACGCCGCCGCUGCCGCCUCGAUAGCGGAUGCGCAGCAUGUGCUGGGGACAGAGGCAGAGUACGCAGUGGAGCCGGAGGAUGCCACGUCGGAUCUGCUGCGGGUCGUUGAGGCCGCCGCGAAUCAGAAGUACAACGGUCACUGCCGGCUCACCCAGGCUUCCUCUGGCACGCGGCAGCUCGGGUUCGAGUACACGUCAGAGUCAGGCGGCGAGCUGGCGGAGAGCUUCAUCUCCGCUGAGGAGCUUUUUAUUCGUUUCCUAAACUACGUCAAGGAGCACUCCAUAGACGGCGCGUGUGGACUGACAACAGCCACCGGCGGUGAUAAAGCCAUGUCGAGCUCGACAAAGCUCUUUCUGACGCUGGUGGUGCCACGCUACGCAUUUCCAGGUGCGACCGACAAAGCCCAUGUCGCGCACUGCGGCAGAGCUGUGGAGUGGCUGAAGGAGGCGGUGCAGUCGUCGCAUCUAGGCCCCGUCGUGCUGAACACGAGUGUCGUCUUCAGCGAUGAGGCGGCGGGGAUUGCGUACGAUGCCGCCACGCAGGAGCGCCGUGUGCCGCGCGUGCUCUCCACCGCACCGCACAAUGUGCUCGUGGUGGACUGGGGAGCACAUGGUUUGUGCCUAUCCUUGUUGUGCUCCCGCGGUGGCGUUCUUGUCUGCCCUCCGCCGCACCACAACGUCCCCUACCGCUGCUUCACAAAGGGGAGCGCUGCCGUGGGUGAUGGCUACUUCGCCGUAGGCACCGGCAGCGGCGGCGACGCGCUGGACGUGGCACUGGCCGAAAGGGUGGCAGCGCAGUACAUGACUCAGCAGCGGCGCCUCUUCGCGAGUCCAUCGCGCAACUUCAAUGCUCUGCUGCGCCUCAACCACGCGCUACCCACCAUCGGGUCGACCGAGCACCCGGCCACCGGACUUCUUCAUGAGGCGAUCCCGUCCCGGGCGAUGCACCGUCUUGUCCUGCUGAUGGCGGAGAAGAAGGUCUCGCUCAACACAAACCCGCAAGCCACCUCCGUUUCGGUGGAGGUGGAGGCCUUCUACGAAGGAAUGGACCUGAUUGACACGCAGACGCUGACAAAAAACAAGAUGGACAACGCCAUUCGAAGCGAGUGGGGACUGUUGGACAUGUUCAACACGGCCGUGCGCACCUUUGCGGAGAAGUACAAGGACACGUGGACUGAGGGGUUUGUGGAUAUGGUCCUGCUCGCGGGCGGCAUGUGCCAGAUGCCCUCCUUGACAAGGCUGCUCGCCGCCUCCAUUCAGUCACCGGAGCAGCGGUCGCUUUUCGCAGCUGCGGUGCGCGUCUUGGACUCGAGCCUCAUGGGGAGCGGCGUGUGCGCCGAUGAGCUGCUCUCUGUCGGCGGGUGCCACCAUAGCUGUCGCGUGGCCGGAUGCUACAUGAUGCAGCGGCUCGCCACAUCCAGACAGUCACGCAAGAGCGCUGGCAAGCUGCAGGCCGCCGUCGCCGCGCAAGCCGCCGAGGCGGCCACCAGCGUCUGGGAUGCCCUAACGAAAGAUGACGAUGGCGAAAGCAGUGACGGCGAGGAUGAAAAGCCGGAGGAGCUUAUGAGCGACCCCCACUGCGGCGUGUUUCUCGCUGGAAACGUGUACUUGUACGUCGGCGACACCACAGCGCUGACCUGCGCGGCGACCCAGCAGCUGCCUUGCGCCUCGUUGCGUGUGUUGCUGGCACACUCGGCGGCGCUGCCCUGCCGCGUCGCUAUUCCGUGGUCUCCGACAUCUCCUGAGGCGCGAACAGUGCUUUACCUCUUCACGGAUGCGCACGGCCCAUCAUCGACAGACUCGGCGGGCGACCUUGUGGAGGUGCGCCCAGUGAACAGCGCUGGCCUUGUUCUCCAUGCUGCCGCUGCCCUGGCGCGCGGUGAAGCAGUUGGCUCCCUCUGCAUCACGUUCACGGCGCAGGCAAAGUGGAACGAGAUGUCGGAAAGGGAAGUGCAGGUGAGCGUGCAGCUGGUGCGCGUGCCCAGUGUCGGUGGUGCUGACAUUUCAUCACUGGUGCUCACCCCCGGUGUUCUUUGCAGCUCGUAUGGGUUUGUCCUCCAAUGA